UGGCAGAGGUGGCGGCGGCUAGGCGGGUUGUCCGCGGGCCGUGGGGGAUGGGGGCUGCGAGCUCCAGCCCUCAGCGGCGGCGGCGGCCGUGAGUGUUGGGCCGGCGUCCGCGUCCGAGACGCGGGAUGGAGCGCCGCGGAUUUCCAUUUUUCUGACUGUUAAAUGAAAGGAUGAUUGCUCACAAACAGAAAAAGACAAAGAAAAAACGUGUUUUGGCAUCAGAUCAACCCUCUACUGAUGUAACAACUUCUGAAAUGGGGCUCAAGUCCAUAAGUUCCAAUUCCAUUUUUGAUCCGGAUUAUAUCAAGGAGUUGGUGAAUGAUAUCAGGAAGUUCUCCCAUAUGUUACUAUAUUUGAAAGAAGCUAUUCUUUCAGACUGUUUUAAAGAUGUCAUUCAUAUACGUCUGGAUGAACUUCUUCGCAUUUUAAAGUCUAUAAUGAAUAAGCAUCAGAACCUCAAUUCUGUUGAUCUUCAGAAUGCUGCAGAAAUGCUUACUGCAAAAGUGAAAGCUGUGAACUUCACAGAAGUUAAUGAAGAGAACAAGAACGAUCUCUUCCGAGAAGUGUUUUCUUCUGUUGAAACUUUGGCAUUUACCUUUGGGAAUAUCCUUACAAACUUUCUGAUGGGAGAUGUAGGCAAUGAUUCAUUAUUGCGACUGCCUGUUUCUCGGGAAAGUAAGUCUUUUGAAAAUGUGUCUAUGGAAUCAGUGGACUCAUCCCAUGAAAAAGGAAAUCUUUCCCCUAUAGAACUAGACACCAUGCUGUUAAAGAACACCGACUCCAUAGAAUUGGCUUUAUCAUAUGCAAAAACUUGGUCAAAAUAUACCAAGAACAUAGUUUCAUGGGUUGAAAAAAAGCUUAACUUGGAGUUGGAGUCCACUAGAAAUAUUGUGAAGCUGGCAGAAUCAACUAGAACCAACAUUGGAGUACAGGAGUUUAUGCCACUGAAGUCUCUAUUUAAUAAUGCUCUUCUUAACGAUGUAGAGAGCAGUCACCUUUUACAACAAACAAUUGCAGCUCUGCAAGCCAACAAAUUUAUUCAGCCUCUACUUGGGAGGAAAAAUGAAAUGGAAAAACAAAGGAAGGAAAUAAAAGAACUUUGGAAACAGGAACAAAACAAAAUGCUUGAAACGGAGACUGCUCUUAAAAAGGCAAAACUGUUAUGUAUGCAACGUCAAGAUGAAUAUGAAAAAGCCAAAUCUUCCAUGUUUCGUGCAGAAGAGGAGCAUCUGUGUUCGAGUGGUGGAUUAGCAAAAAAUCUCAACAAGCAACUAGAAAAAAAGAGAAGGUUGGAGGAGGAGGCUCUCCAAAAAGUGGAAGAAGCAAAUGAAUUUUACAAAGCUUGUGUGACAAAUGUUGAAGAAAGACGAAAUGAUCUUGAAAAUACCAAAAGAGAAAUUUUAGCACAACUCCGGACACUUGUUUUCCAGUGUGAUCUUACCCUUAAAGCUGUAACAGUUAACCUCUUCCAGAUGCAGCACCUGCAGGCUGCCUCCCUUGCAAACAGUUUACAGUCUCUCUGUGAUAGUGCAAAACUCUAUGACCCAGGCCAAGAGUACAGUGAAUUUGUCAAGGCCACGAAUUCAACUGAUGAAGAAAAAGCUGAUGGGAAUAUAAAUAAACAGUUAGUAAAUAGUCCCCAGACUUCUGGAUAUACUCCCGCUGACUCUUUAGAGGAUGUUGUGCGCCUUCCUGACAGUUCUAAUAAAAUCGAAGAGGACAGAUGUUCUAACAGUGCAGAUGUAACAGGUCCUUCUUCUAUAAGAUCAUGGGCAUUGGGGAUGGUUAGUGACUCUGAAAGUACUGGAGGGAGCAGCGAAUCUAGAUCUCUGGAUUCAGAAUCUAUAAGUCCAGGAGACUUCCAUCGAAAACUUCCACGAACUCCAUCCAGUGGAACCAUGUCCUCUGCAGAUGAUCUAGAUGAGAGAGAGCCACCUUCCCCUUCAGAAGCUGGACCCAAUUCUCUUGGAACAUUUAAGAAGACAUUGAUGUCAAAGGCAGCUCUCACUCACAAGUUUCGAAAAUUGAGAUCCCCCACAAAAUGUAGGGAUUGUGACAGCAUUGUAGUUUUCCAAGGUGUUGAAUGUGAAGAGUGUCUCCUUGUUUGUCAUCGAAAGUGUUUGGAAAAUUUAGUUAUCACGUGUGGUCGUCAGAAACUUCCAGGAAAAAUACACUUAUUUGGAGCAGAAUUCACACAAGUUGCAAAAAAGGAACAAGAUGGUAUCCCUUUUAUACUCAAAAUAUGUGCCUCAGAGGUUGAAAAUAGAGCCUUAUGUCUACAGGGAAUUUAUCGUGUGUGUGGAAACAAAAUAAAAACUGAAAAACUGUGUCAAGCUUUAGAGAAUGGAAUGCACUUGGUAGACAUUUCAGAAUUUAGUGCACAUGACAUCUGUGACGUCUUGAAAUUAUACCUUCGACAGCUCCCAGAGCCAUUUAUUUUAUUUCGAUUGUACAAGGAAUUUAUAGACCUUGCAAAAGAGAUCCAACAUGUGAAUGAAGAGCAGGAGACAAAAAAGGAUACCCCUGAGGACAAAAAGUGGCCGAAUAUGUGUAUAGAAAUAAACCGAAUUCUUCUAAAAAGCAAAGACCUUCUGAGACAGUUGCCACCAUCAAAUUUUAACAGUCUUCAUUACCUCAUAGUACAUCUUAAGCGAGUGGUAGAUCAUGCAGAAGAAAACAAGAUGAACUCCAAAAAUUUGGGGGUGAUAUUUGGGCCAAGUCUCAUUAGACCAAGGCCCACCACUGCUCCCGUCACCAUCUCUUCCCUGGCUGAAUAUUCACAUCAAGCGCGGCUGGUAGAGUUCCUCAUUACCUACUCACAGAAGAUCUUCGAUGGGUCCCUGCAGCCACAAGAUGUUGGGUGUAGUACAGGUGUUGCUGUGCCUCCAGCUGAUCAGGGCUAUCUUCUGAGGUCUCCAUUAUCACCAGAAGAGAGAGACCUUGAACAUUCCAGGAAAUCACUAUUCUUUUCUUCAAAGGAAGAUAUCCAUGCUGCGGGUAGUGAAAGCAGACUUUUUGAACCAGCUACGUCAUUUGAGGAAUCAGAACGAAAGCAAAAUGCAUUGGAAAAAUGUGAUGCUUGUCUCAGUGACAACAAAGUACAUUUGCUUCUAGAUCAAGAGCUUGAAUCAGCAUCCCAAAAGACGGAAGAUGUGUGUAAGUCUCCUAAGCCAUUUACUCUGAAAUCGGAUGGGGCAUCAAACCCCGCAGAGAGGCAUGCUCCAAGGACUAAGAUCAGACCUGUAAGUUUGCCUGUAGACAGACUACUUCUUGCAAGCCCUCCUAAUGAGAGAAAUGGCAGACAUACGGGAAAUGUAAAUUUAGACAAGUUUUGCAAGAGCCCUACCUUCGAAGGAGUUAAUAGAAAAGACAUCCCUACCACAGUUUGUUCCAAAUUUAAUGGCGUUGAACAGCAAACUCUACAAAAAUCUCAGGACAAACAGUAUGAACAAAACAGCGUAACUGCCAAGGCUACGGUGAUUGUGUCCAGUGCCCUGCAGGAAAAGGGAGUGGCAACGAGCAUCAGGAUUGGUGGGGACGGUCCUGGCAGCGUCUGCCAGCCCAGUAAGCCAUCCACAGAGCCGGGCAGACCAGCAGGAGGGACAGCCGAGAGACGGUCCUCUGACUCCUGCCCUCUGGCUCCGCUCAGAGCACCCAGAACACUGCAGCCCCAACACUGGACGACAUUUUAUAAACCACGUGCUCCUGCCAGCAGUGUCCGAGGGAAUGAAGAAAAACCAGCUUCGCCCUCAGCAGCAGUGCCUCCUGGCACAGCUCAUGAGCCCCAGGGUCAUGUGGUGAAAUCUGUGCCAGACCGGGACAAAGAGUCAGCUUGUGCUGGGCAGCUGAUUAGUCAACCCAAAGAGAACUCAGAGGAGCACGGCUUGCCUGACGUGAAUCCAACGUGUCAGAGACCAAGGUUAAAACGAAUGCAGCAGUUUGAAGACCUUGAAGAUGAAAUCCCACAAUUUGUGUAGGGUUGUCAAUGUUCAAAUUUUCUUUUUUUGUUGUUGGGUUUUUUUGUGGCAUUGUGUUUAUGAGAGAAUGUUUUGACAGGGUCCCUUUUGUAUAGGAUUGCCAGAUUGUGGAUUUUGCUUUUUAUUACAUUGUGUUACCCUCUGUUGGUCACGUUGAAUGGUAGAAUGUUGAUAAGGCCACGUUUGUGCCUCACUGGAAUUAUCUUUUUGGAGGGCCAGGGCAGAGUCUUGCUUUGUCACCCAAAUAGAGUGCAGCGGUGGCAUCCUAGCUCACUGCACUCUCAAACUACUGGGCUCAAGCAAUCCUUCUGCCUCGGCCUCACAAGUAGCUGGGACUACAGGUGCGUGCUACUGGGCCCAGCUGAUUUUUUAUUUUUAGUAAAGACAGGGUCUCACUGUUGCUCAGGCUGGUGGAAUUAUUUUUAAAUUCUGUAUUUUUCAAAUUGUGAAUAAAAUAUGUAGUUUCAUAUUUUUUAAAGUUCAAUUGACUUUCCCUAUAAAAUGGUCCAUUUAAAUGCAUCCCUAAUAUAUGAUAUAGUUCUCAACUAAUAGGUGCAAUUGGGGGAAAUCAGCUUUAUUUUUUAGAGUGAAACUCAGUGCUUAUUUAUAAAAAGACUGUUCUGAAUGCAAGUGCCAGAAAGAUUUUUGGUAUGAAUAUAUUUUUUUCAUACAGUUUUACAGUGCAUCCUUCGAUCAUUUGUGCUUUUAUGGUAUGUAUGUUAAGUUUUCAUUUUCCAGUAGGCAAUUCACUUAAUUUUUAAACAUUUACAGAAUGGCCAAAAGGCUUGCGAAUCUGUAUUUAAUUGCAUUUUAAUUAAUUGCCAUUUUUUAUAUGUGAUAAUUGUACAAAGAAAAUACACUUAAACCUGUUUCUAAAUUACUGUGUAUAGGUCAGUUACAUCUUAUUUGGCUUUAGAUGGUUUUAAUACAGGUGAUAGUUUUUCAUUCAUUGGCUUUGUUCCACAUAAACUUUUUCAACAGUUCUGAACUUUUUAAUAUUGUAUAAAUGGCUCCAAAAAAUGCCUGUUUCGGGUUUUAAAAUUCAUUGCAUUUCCUCUUGGUGUCAUCUGGGUUUUGUUAAUACCAUUCCUUUUGUAUGAAAUGUGUUGUCUUAAGAGUCAUUUCAUGUGUUCAUUCUACCUGGACUGUCAACCACUGAAGAUGUAGGUGCCAUCCAAAUGGAGCAAAGAUUUGUUUAAGUCGAUUCAUUGUUUGGCAUUUGAGAGAAGGACAGAGAUUGGAUCUGUUUCAUUUAUAAAAUUGUCAGUUUUUAGAACUAGUGUAUUCCUGUUAUUUUCUGGGUUUCAUCAUUUUGUCUAAAAUAGGAUUUAAAGGGACAAAAAAUAAAGUAUUCUCUUUUUGUAUAUGUGAAUUAUAUUUCUACUGAAAGGUUUUGUAUGACCAUGUUAUACUUGAUAAAAUAUAUACAUUACAUAUAUAU
This is a messenger RNA of Nycticebus coucang (slow loris), 5418 nucleotides long. RefSeq names its product Rho GTPase activating protein 29 (gene ARHGAP29). Gene Ontology annotation, biological process: activation of GTPase activity; signal transduction. The record is from RefSeq and is a predicted model, not a curated record. Gene Ontology annotation, cellular component: cytoplasm. The coding region runs from base 171 to 3977 and encodes 1268 amino acids. The transcript has 23 exons. Gene Ontology annotation, molecular function: GTPase activator activity. Lineage: Eukaryota; Metazoa; Chordata; Mammalia; Primates; Lorisidae.